GAGAAAAUUAAUAUACCGUAAGUGUACAUACAAGGGUGUGUAUCUAUAGGUUGUGGGAGAGAACAAGCAGAGAUUUGUGUUGGGUUUGCUUUUUCAUACAAUAUAUACAUAUAUAGGCGUAUAAGGGAUCAUUCACGAGUCUUCUCUCAACUAGUUUUGUUUUAUUUUAUAUUUUUUUUAUGCACCUUUUUCUGUUCAAUUUCUCUUUUUCUUCCGAGGUUUCUGUUUGUUUCUGUGAGAAUUUAUUACGGCGGUUACAGCUGCAGAGGGACGGUGGGUGGGCAUUGUGUGUAUAUAUACAGCGUCCUCCUUGACCCAACUCUCAUUCAAAUAUAUUUCAAUAAUCAGAGAGUUUUUGAGAGUGAAAAGAAUGGAGGGUGCGAAAAAAUCACAAUCAGGUUCUUCAUUUACUUCUGAUCUUUUUGGCUCAAAGGAUUCUACUUCUGGUUCAGUUUUCGGGUCACUCUUAGCGCCUCCUGAUAAGCUUUUCGGACGGGAGUCCCUGCAUUCAUAUGAAUCUAGGAAGAAAGAUGACGCUGCAACUCAGGGUCGGAGUGGCAAGACUGGAGUUCCAAAAGAUAAUGCUCCGAGCAAUGAAGAAAAAAGCCAGAGCAGUCAAAGCAAGGACAUCAAUUCUUAUUUUCAGGAGGUGAAAUCGAUCCCUUGUAAUUAUAGUUCAUCGAUAUACUAUGGUGGUCAAGACCUCUAUACUUUACCAGAGAGUACCCAGGGCUCUUUCUUUACAACUUUCACAGAUGAGGCAGGAGAUGACUCGGGCAUGGCUUCGAGAGGCAACUGGUGGCUAGGAUCUCUUUAUUACUAGCUGAUCAUCACCAUGGCCUGUGAAUUUACUACAUAGUUACCUAGGGAGACAUAGAUAGAUGUUGGGCAGCAGCAGUUUUUUCAUACUUCCUGCAAUAAUGGAAAAAUAGAUAGAAAAUAGCAGUUAGCCUUGCAUUUGUUAUGUCUAACUAUAGCAAUUAUUACUAGUAGCUGUAGUUGGUAAUGUUUCCCUUUUUACUCUCUAUACUACCAGAUGUAAAGGUAUUAAACUUGGUGAUUUUAGCCUUUACGGCUGUAGAAUGCAUAUAUAUUAUGCUCAUCUAUCUUACUAUCAACAUUUCUUCGGAAGAAUAUAUGUUAUCCCCGCUCGUUUGGCUGUAGUA
This is a messenger RNA of Olea europaea var. sylvestris, 1166 nucleotides long. RefSeq lists its product as uncharacterized. The record is from RefSeq and is a predicted model, not a curated record. Lineage: Eukaryota; Viridiplantae; Streptophyta; Magnoliopsida; Lamiales; Oleaceae. Bases 371 to 823 code for a protein of 150 amino acids. The transcript is spliced from 6 exons.